This is a messenger RNA of Thyridium curvatum, 1119 nucleotides long. RefSeq lists its product as uncharacterized. Lineage: Eukaryota; Fungi; Ascomycota; Sordariomycetes; Thyridiales; Thyridiaceae. The transcript is spliced from 3 exons. The record is from RefSeq and is a predicted model, not a curated record. The coding region runs from base 1 to 1119 and encodes 372 amino acids.
AUGGAUUCUAGUCUCGGAGCCAAGGGCAAUGCAAUCACAAAGAAGACAAGUACCUCGUCACAAGCCUUGCUAAACAAGAAGAAGGAAAUCGUGGAUAAGAUCAUGGUCGAAGUGUUCACACCUCUAUUCAACCAAUGGCUCGACCAAGCUUGCCGUCCUCGCACCCAUGGCUGCGAUGGUCAUGAUAGCACGAGCACAGGCUCGGACCGUUCCAAUGACAGCGGUCGGGGCGGUGGUGCUCCUCAACGCCCUCCCGGUGGUCAGAAGCGACGGUUGCGGAAAGAUGACCAAGAUGAUCGAACUGAGGAGGACGAUGACGACGAUAACGAUGGUCGUCGUGGAAGAGGCCGCGGCAAACGAUCUCGUACUGACGAAGAAGAGAUCUUCAAGAACGACGAUGGGCUCAAGGAGCACCAGAGGUCCAAGACACCCUGCCCGUUGAAGACGGAGAAGCCGCACGAUGGAUUCAACAAGGCCCAGGAGAAACAGCUCAAGUCUCGACAAAGACCGGGUGCUAAUGAGAUUCAGAAAUGGGAAGACAUGUACAGAAUUCUCUUCCCCGAAGAUCUUAUUCCAAGUCCCUACUAUGAUGGUCAAUACUCGGAAGAUCCAGAUGCGGAAGACGGUAGCAAGAGCCAUUAUGCCAAAUUGGAGAACUUCCUUAGACGGCAGCUUCCACCAAUUAUACGAUCCAAGCUUGAACAAGAGGUCGAGAGGGAGCUGAACUGUGUCGAGGAUAUCAUGAAGGACAAGGCGGUGCAGAUCUUCCAGAACACCACCCUACAGCUCCUCCAACUCGCCCGUGGCGGUUUCCAGGAAGCCUCAAAUUCCGUCCCGAAUAUCGACGGGGAGCCUGGGCCUUCAGAAUCAGCGCUGCCCCCGUCGUUUGACACAUCCGUCCUUGGGGAUCCAGAUCUCGGAGAGCUCUUUAGUUCUGAGUUCACGUUUGACAACUUCUACAAUUUCCCCAUGGGACAGGCCGGAUUUGAGGAGGGGGUGACCGACUUGGCAUAUGAGCCAACAUCUAACGCUUGUUCAAGGGACAGCUAUGGUCGCUGUCCUGCGACGGAGUGCGAGCCGUUGCGGACGAGGAAGACUCAUGCACCCGUGUUCACUUGA